AUGGCACACGCGCAGUAUCACAAUGCGAAUGGCCCCAGAAAUGGAGCCGGCGUUGCUCAUGAUCCAGCUUCCCUCCAGUCCAUCUCACGCCCACUCACCUUGCAGGAGUCCUUGCCCUUCUCUCCUCAGACAUCAACCGUUCCUUUCCUCCCAGAUAUCAUACCGAACCCGAGCCUCGGGUCCGGCUCGCCGGCCAUGACCAUCACCGAUCUAUUCCCCCGAGACGAGUUCGACAAGUUGAACAGCGAGUCUGCCAACCAGCCGCAAGGGUCUCGCGUGUUGAAGCAGACAACCGACUAUGUGUUGCACAAUUUGAAGCCUUCACAACGGACACACUACAAGUUUCCCACGGUGCCCGCCGCAGCUUCCACCGCCGGCGCCGGCAACAGUCUUGCGCAAGGCCUCUCGCCGUUGACUAAAAGCGUAUAUGAUAGAGUGGGAAGUUUCUUCAAGUCGACAAAGUCCAACACGUCCACCCCCAAGCUCUCGAAUGGCGACCCACCCUUGCCUGCAAAGGUCACGGGAGAUGAUGCCUCAUCAAGAUCCAGCCUCCCGCCGCAACCGCACGACGGUCUCCCGGAAGCCCACGCUUCACAAAAAUCACCGUCAGUCAGGAUAGAGGUGGCGAUUCCCUCGAAGAGGACCUUCGACCCGACAUCCUACCUCGAUACCACGGGAGUCGACGAGUUGCAGGAGCACACUCCCAAAUCUGCCGGCGUCGCCGCGGCACAGGCUUCGCAGCAGUCCCCUGCGACGCCAAAUCAACCCUCUUCAUCAUCUUUCAGCGUCGAGCUGCCUCCCGUGAGCAUAAAGAGGGAUGAGUACCUGCCGAUUGCCGAUGCGCCCGAUGCCUCGAUCCUCUCGACGCGGCGAACUGACGGUCAGAACCCCACCGACAGUCAAGGCUUCGCCGUCACAAGUCUUGACCAGCGCCAGAGAGGAGAGGCGUCCCUGGAUGCGCUCGACUCGCUCAUGCGCACCGUCUUCACCGCCGUCGGAGAUGCGCUGGCGCACCAACCUGGGUCGGAGCAUGUCGUGACGUUGACGACCGACCAGGAGCCCACCAUGACCGCCGCCAUGCAGCAGAAGAUGCAUGGCGCCAUCCAAAAGGUCAUCGGGCUCAAAUGCUUUCACUGCGUUCCGCUGGAAGGACUCGUCCAGGUCAUGAAGCUCAGCGAGGCCGGUCUGAAGCAAGUCGACGGGCUAGAAAUCCGCGCCGACGAAGGCUGGGACGAAGCCGCCGUCGAGACCUGGGUCCAACAGCUGCCCGAAGUCGAGACGGCCCUCAAGGCGGCGCGAACCUGCCUGCGCGUGCUCUCCGGCGGCCGGGAAGACAGGCAGCUGUAUUCCGAGGCGGUCAUCAACCGGUGCGUCUCCCUCUUCAAGUGCGUCACGGAAGACUUCAUCAUGCCGUUGGUCGAGCUGCGCAACUCGGGUCCGACCGCCGGCCUCUUCCGGAUGGUGCACAAGCACAAAAAGGUCGUCGCCUCCGUCUUUGUCUGCUGCCAAAAGUUCUCUUCCGUUCUUGCCGAGCUCGUCACGAGGAUCACGCUCUCCGAGUCGGUCAUCAACACGCUGGAGUUUAGCGCAUCCAAGCUCAUCUUUGUCGAGAAUGCCUAUUUCGAGAGAGACUCGGCCAUUGGCGUUCAGAGGUUUGACGGCAUCCGGUCGGCCGCCAUGGGCAUGCUCAGUCAGAUUUUCUUGAUCAGACCGGAGCAGAGGCAAGGCAUCAUCGACGACAUCUUGACUUCCCUCGAGAAGCUCCCUGUUGGAAAGCAGAGCUCUCGACAGUUCAAAUUAUCCGAUGGCGGUAGCAUCCAGCCCGUCUCCGCCCUCAUCAUGCGCUUGGUUCAAGCGAGCUCCGGCAGGGUCGACAGCAAUGACGCCGGCGGCCGCGAAGCCGUUCUCCGCAGCAUCGACGGCGAUGAGGAUGCCGAAGGCGAGGAGGUGCUAUCCCAGAAGCGAAUCCAGGCCAUCCCUACCAUUACGAGCGAGGAGCAGGGCGCGGAGCAGCACGCGGUUGCCAUCCAAGAGCUGGAAGCCGCCACGGCCCCCCUCAACGACUCGGCAAGCCGCAACGCGUCCUACGUCAUCAACUUCAUCGUCAAGCGUGCCAUCGGCUCCACAAAGUCUGGCGACACGCCCUACCGCAACCUCCUCGACCUCUUCGUCGAAGAUUUUACGACGUGCCUGGAUUUGCCGGAUUGGCCGUCGGCCGAGCUGCUCCUCCGCCUUUUGAUGGUCAUGAUGGUGCAGCUCUUCGAGGCGGGUAAAACCGCCGCACCAGCCAAGAACAUGGCGCUGGAACUGCUCGGCUCCAUGAGCGCUGCCAUCUCUCGCCUCCGAUCGCACGUGAAGCGAACGGCCACCAGCUCCCUCGAGGGAGGCGAAGCCGGCGGGCUGUCUCCAUACCUCUCCGACUUGGCAGCACAUGUCCUCGAGCAGAAGAGCCAGGUGGAGCAGAUGGUUGCGUGGUCCGGGCCGUAUCGCGCAACGUUGGAGUACCUUCAAGAUCGCUGCGUCGAGGAUCAUCAUCUGUCCAGCGCCGUCUCCUACCUCAUCACGGACUGGGCGAGCAAAAUCCACAGCGGUUACGACUCCAUCCAGGAGGACGACAGCGAGCGAGACCAGGAACUAGGUCGCUUGGCCUAUCGCCUCCGCAUGAUGGUCGACGACAGGAAGUGGCUCGCCAACGAGUACUCUUUCAAGGCCGUGACGGCGAGCCAGGCCAAGUUUGCCUUCUCCAUCCUCCUGCUGCGAUCGCCUCUCUGCGAGUCGUUUGGGAAAAUACUGGACAUUCUGCUGGGUUCCAUGGCGAGCGACCAGGCGACGGUUCGAAGCAAGAGCCUCAAGAGCAUCAACCAAGUUCUCGAGACGGACCCCUCCAUAUUGGACGGCGACUCGACGGUGAUCCAGCUCAUAUUGGAUUGUUCGAGUGACUCGUCGACACAAGUCAGAGACUCGGCCCUCGGCUUGUUGGGCAACUGCAUCGGCAUGCGACCGGCGCUGGAGCCGUCGUUGACGCCGAAGAUCAUCGACAGGUUUCAGGACGCCGGCGUCGGGGUGAGAAAGAGAGCGAUGAAGCUCGCUCGAGACAUCUACCUUCGCAAUCGAAACAAGGGCUUGCGAAGCGCCAUAGCCAGCGGCUUGCUCCGCCGCGUCCAGGAUCCGGACGAAGGCGUGCGCGAUCUUGCUAGGCAGAUGAUAGAAGAGAUCUGGUUCGCGCCCUUUUACUCCAACGAAAAUACCGCCGCCUUCGAGACGGCCCUCACGGAGCAUGUCUCCCUCAUCAUUCAGACGGUGAAGACGGGCACGGUGACGGAAAUCCUCGACAAGGUCUUCCAGACGAUACUGAGGCCCCAUAACAAGUCCCUGGAAGGACCGUUUGCCGUCUGCUCACGGCUGGUUGGCAUCAUGUUUGGGCUCAUAGAUGACCCAGACUCCGAAGACACGACGAUUCCCACCGGGCGCGAUGCGCUCCAAGUUCUCACCAUCUUCGCCAAGGCCGAUCCGAAGCUUUUCAAUUUCGAGCAGAUUCGGCUCCUCAAGCCGCAGUUGGCCAGCUUCACGGGCCGCGACGAGCUCUCGGCCUUCCGAGCCGUGACCAUCAUCUACAAGCGAGUGCUCCCUCAGCUGCCGGCGGUGCACUCCGAAUUCCUUGCCGAAGUUCGACUGCAGCUUCUGAAGAGCAUCGGCAAGAUUUCCUCCCGCGGAGCGUUGGACGACCUCAUCGCGUGCGCCCACACCGUCUGCGAACUCCUCAACGACUUCAACCCCUUGGCCAACCUCGUGGCUUCGAGCCUGAUGGGCACCCAGAAGUUGAGCAAGGUGCCGCUGGACGGCAAGCGGUUGAAUCAUCUCGCCGCGUACGCCAUCAUCGUGGGGAGUGUCGGGAAGCAUUGCGACCUGGACAAGCAGCUGCGCAUAUUCAAGGAAAAGUUUCCGCGAUGGCAGGGCGAUUCCGUUCCCCGGCUGAUCAUCGACAUCCUCUCGCCGUUCACGGUGCCCUCGCAGCCGCUGGAAGCUCGAAAGGCCGGCAUCGAGGCCAUCGGGCUCGUGUGCCAGUCGUGGCCUCGAAACUACGUGCUGGCCAAGGUCUACACGGCCUUCCAGCAGGUGUUCCAGGACCGAGUGCCGAUGCUGGAGACGAUGAUCCUCCGGUCCUUCAAGGAGUUUCUCCUGACGGAGGAAAGACGAUCGGAGGCGGGAGCCGACGGCGGCGAAGGCAAGAAGAAGGAGCUCACGGUGAUGGGCGGGACGUCGUUUGACGACGUCGCGAGCGCCACGACGCAGCGAUUCCUGGGAAACAUUACGAGAAUCGCGCUGGGAAGCCAAGACGAGCAUGCGUUCCUCGCCAUGGAAGUUCUGGGCAGCAUCAACCGGCAAGGGCUGACCCACCCGAAGGAGACGGGGGUGACGCUCAUCACGCUGGAGACGUCGGCCAACCGGAAGAUUGCCGAGCUCGCCUUCACGGAGCAUCGGUCGCUGCACGAGAAGCACGAGACUGUGCUGGAGCGGGAGUACAUCAAGGCGGUCCAGGCGGCGUACAACUACCAACGAGACGUCGUGAAGGACUCGCACGGCGCGACGACGGACCCGUUCCAGCCCAAGCUUCACCUGCUGAUGGAGGUGCUCAAGAUCAGCAAGAUGAAGAAUCGGCAGCGGUUCCUGGAGAAGCUGUGCAACCAGGUCGACUUCGACCUCGGCACGCUCGACAGCACGGGCGACGUGCCACCGCACAUGGAGUUCUCACGCUUCGUCGUCGAGAACUUGGCCUUUAUCGAGUAUCAGACGGUCGGCGAGCUGCAGACGGUCGUCGGCACCAUGGAAAAGAUCGUGGCAGGCACCGGCGCGACGGUGGCGCAGGCCAUCGAGUCGGACAUCUUUCACGUUCGCUUGGACCUGGACGAGCUGGACGACGGGCAGCCGGCGGCCUCGGGCGAGGCGACGGUGGCGGCCACGGUGGACGGCCAGCCCGGCCAUCGGCGGCUCGACGACUCCAGCGCGCAAAGGCUGCGGCAGCUCACGACGGCGUCGAUCGUCCUGCUCCUGCUGUGGGAGACGCGGACGCACAUCCGCAAGCUCUACGGCAUGGGCACGAGUCGGCACGACAGCAAGGCCAAGGCGCUCGCGAAGGACCUCAACAGGACGCCGACCAAGGUGCAGGGCGUGCACGGGGACAAGCUCUGGGACGAGCUGUCGUCCCACAUGAGCGGGCUGCGGAGCGAGGGGAGCAUGGGGCAGAAGUGCAAGGCGUUUGUCGAGCUCAUGAGCAUCGACAAGGAGUUCAAGGUGGCCGACGAGGACGAGGAGAUGGAGGCGUCGACGCCGAGCGGCGGGGAGGGCGACGACGACGCCGCGGAUCGAGGCAGGAAGAGGAAGGGCGGUGCCCCCCCUGGCGGUCGCAGGAAGCGCGCGCGGUCCGGCUCGCAGGCGCGUAAACGGGGACGGCCGCGCAAGCAGAGCGUGGACAUGAGCGAGGACGCCGAGCUCGACGGGGACUGGAUCUAA
Molecule: messenger RNA, 5511 nt
Organism: Drechmeria coniospora
Lineage: Eukaryota; Fungi; Ascomycota; Sordariomycetes; Hypocreales; Ophiocordycipitaceae
Product: sister chromatid cohesion protein Mis4
Exons: 3
Coding region: 1-5511 (1836 amino acids)
Biological process (GO): establishment of mitotic sister chromatid cohesion; replication-born double-strand break repair via sister chromatid exchange; establishment of protein localization to chromatin
Cellular component (GO): Scc2-Scc4 cohesin loading complex
Molecular function (GO): chromatin binding
Source: RefSeq, a predicted model, not a curated record